Messenger RNA from Komagataella phaffii GS115, 2115 nucleotides. Its product is annotated as Delta subunit of the coatomer complex (COPI), which coats Golgi-derived transport vesicles. The record is from RefSeq and is a predicted model, not a curated record. Bases 1 to 2115 code for a protein of 704 amino acids. NCBI's taxonomy places the organism in Eukaryota, Fungi, Ascomycota, Pichiomycetes, Pichiales, Pichiaceae. Gene Ontology annotation, biological process: endoplasmic reticulum to Golgi vesicle-mediated transport; retrograde vesicle-mediated transport, Golgi to endoplasmic reticulum; Golgi localization. The transcript has a single exon. Gene Ontology annotation, cellular component: COPI vesicle coat; cytosol.
AUGGUAGAGCUUUCGACUCCAGUUGAUAACAGUGCAAUCGAAGGGCUGCAGGUUCAAUUCCUGUCCGUGUCAUACUUUAACUUUUUGGCAUGUUGUUUAAUUAUACUUUUUUCCAACGAUCUGCCCCCGAACCACCGAGCAAAGAAGAGGUACAUAGCGUAUGACCUCGUUACUACUUCCAAGAGUCUUACUCACCCUUUUGUUUCCCUGGUUCUCCCCAUUCUGCCUAUCCCUAGCGUUGUACUUAAAGAGGUUUCGAGCCCCGAUUAUUCAGACACGAGUACAUUUCAAAAUUGUCGAGCAUUAACCAACAUUUUCCUUUCCUAUAAUCAGUUUGUUAGGGACAGCAUGGCAGUUCUAGCUUCUUCGAUCACCACUAGGGAUGGAAAGACUAUCAUCUCUAGGCAAUUCAAAGAUCUGUCCAAAGACCGGAUUACCGCUUUGUUGGCUGAAUUUCCGUCACUUUUGUCGGAGAAUUCAAAAUACCAGCACACAUCUAUAGAAUACGAAGGAGUGAGAUUCAUUUACCAGCCAUUGGAAAACGUUUACGUGGUAUUGAUUACCAACCGUCAAUCAAAUGUUCUGCAGGAUAUUGAUACAUUACAUAUUUUGAGUCAAUCAUUGUCAGCACUCUUGAGAUCAGUAGAGGAGAAGGAAGUGCUGGACAAUUGUUUCGAGAUUAUAAGCGCUUUUGAUGAGGUGAUCAAUCUUGGGUACAAGGAAAAUCUAUCCUUGAACCAGGUUCGUGCAUUCUUGGAGAUGGAUUCCCAUGAAGAGAAGAUUCAGGAAAUAAUCGAAAGAAACAAAGAGUUGGAAGCCGCUGAGGAGAGAAAGAGACGCGCCAAAGAAAUCCAACGCAAGGAACUUGCAAGAAGAAAUAGGGAAGAUUAUGCAAACAUGAUACCCCAACAGCAUUCUAGUGCAUUUGAUCAACAGCCUCAACAACCUAUCUAUUCAAACUUUGAGGCUCCUUCUGCUCCUUCCGAGUAUGAAUCCUAUAACCCAACCACUCCUUCCACUAGAUCAGCACCACCAAGAGGAAAGGGAUUGAAAUUGGGUAAGAAAUCCGGUAGUUCUGAGGCGCAACAGCCUUUGCUUGUUCCUCAAAGACACUUAGAGAGUCAGUUCAAUAGUCACCAACAGCAGACCCCACUACAACAAAAUCAUCCCCACCAACAACCUCAGCGAUAUCAACAGUCACCACCACAACAAGCUCAUCGUUCUCCUGUUCCAGAAUCCGUUUCUUCGAUCCCACCAGCCCAUAAUGUUGUCUCCCCACACACGGGCCAAAAUGUUCAAAGGCAGAUACCUCAUGAAGCAAGUACAACUAGGUCCCCAGUAUCGCGUCCACAAGUUGGAAAACCUAUCAACAAUGGUAUUAUGGUCACCAUCAUUGAGAAAGUUUCUGGUAAAGUAAAUAGAGACGGGACUGUUUUGUCCAGCGAGCUUAAAGGGGAUCUACAGCUGAGAAUUAAUGAAAGUUCUUUAGCUCAUGGCGUGAUCCAUUUGGGAUUGGCAAAGCAGCCAAACACCCAAUUCAAGACUCAUCCAAAUGUUGAUAAAAAUCUAUUCAACGCCGAGUCCAAGAUUGGUUUGAAAGAUCCCAGGAAGUCUUUUCCCGCCAAUGAUCAGUCCUUGGGAGUACUGAGAUGGAGAAGCGUCGGUAGCGGUUUGUUACCUCUCAACGUUUCAUCAUGGAUUAAUAGCAAUGAUGAUGGUAGUGUCUCGGUGACAAUAGAGUAUGAGGUCAAUGAAAAAUUAGCUUUCAACGAAUACUCUAUUGAUGAUGCCGAGCUAGUUAUACCAUUAUCAGGUCUUUCUUUCAGUAUUGAUAACCCAGAGAAUGUUUCAGUUGACAACAAGGGGGAUUCUACCUCUGUGUUUUUGACGAGAUUAAACGAACAUCCCUCAGGAUCCUUCGAAUUUGAAGUUUCCAACGUCGAUGAAGAGAACGUCUUCCCGAUCCAUGUCAAUAUUGACCUGCAAAACAACUUCGACAACCUGAGUGAUGUUAAGGUUAAUAGUAUCAACAGUCUUGACUUGGAGACAUUAAACGAGGAGCUGCCAUAUGACUUGUACUACAACCUGGCCACAGAAUCAUUUACUAUCGAAUAA